GUUCGAUUUCCAAAUAUGGUAUGGCUCUGUUGCGUGGUCCGUCCCUGCCCCUUUCUGUAUGCUCCAACGAAGUGUACUUGCCAUAUUUCGCAAGUAAAAAACGUGCGUUUUGAGCAUCCACGUCGACCACGUGAAUUAUGUCUGGCUUGGUUUUCUGCGGAGAAUGGAUUCUGACAGCCUGUGGCAACAAGCUCAUAGCGAUCCACACGAAAGAGUCCAGGGAACCAUUUGUGUUUGACUGCAGCUGUGCUGAGAAGAAGGCAAAAAGUGCAAAAGAUGAAAAUGUCAGUGAUGGCGAUGCCUCAGAGGACACCGGAAGUGACCGAGUCCUGGCUUUUGCUGGAUCUUCAUCUGGAAGACUGAUGGCAUUAACUGAUGACACCAAACGACUGGUUCUGUUUAAGAGUGAACCUACAUGGCACUGCAUUGGCAUCAGGUGGGUGAUUAGGAGGUGCACAUCACUGGUGUUCAGCCAGGCAGAAGAUGAACUGUUGGUGGCUGACAAGUCUGGAGAUGUUUACUCCUUCUCAGUUGUGGAACCGCAGAAGGAGGGUGAGCUGAAGAUGGGCCACCUUUCAAUGUUGCUAGCUAUGACCAUAUCUCCAGAUGACCAAUACAUCAUUACAGCUGACCGUGAUGAGAAGAUUAGAGUGAGCCGUCACAAGUCACCUUAUGAUAUCCAGUCUUAUUGCUUAGGACAUCACCAGUUUGUCAGCACACUGCAGAUCCCUUCAGGGCAUCCACACUGGCUGCUCUCUGGAUCAGGGGAUGGAACAGUAAAGCUUUGGGAGUUUGAGUCUGGCCGCAGGCUGCAGAGCUGGGACCUUGGACGACUUGAAGACACUCAGAGUUCUAAUGCUGCCAAAGGAAAGACUAUAGCUGUGCGUCGUGUCAGCAGCUCCCCAGGUGGCCGUGAUGUAGCUGUGCUGUGUGAGGGUGUGUAACUACGAGUAAUGACCUCACCAGAGUUACUGACAUGCUGAGAACACACUGGAUUACAUCUGAUGAUUUCAGAAAGAUCACAAACAGUUUUGAGCACCUCUACAAAGCAAGCUUUGACAAUGUCGCAGUGUACCUGCAGAAGAAGCAGCAGCGGCUUGAGGAGCAUCAACUGAAAAGGACAAAGCCUCAGAAAAUAAAAUACAACAAGCGGUCAAUGAAGGAGCGAGACGAAGUUUUGACUCAGCCUUCUGCCUGAGUAUACAGUAACGGCAAUCUUUUGGGUUUUGUACUGUUAACGUGCGUCUUACCAAUGAUAUGUUUCAUUUAACUGCCUAAUACUGUUAUUUAAAACAUUCCUUCAUUUGGCAUUACCAUUGAAAAAACCUGUCAGUAUGAAACAUAUACACUUUGUUGCUACAAUUCCACAAAAUAAAACCUUAAUGCAAGACCU
Messenger RNA from Fundulus heteroclitus (mummichog), 1393 nucleotides. RefSeq names its product WD repeat domain 4 (gene wdr4). Gene Ontology annotation, molecular function: protein binding; tRNA (guanine(46)-N7)-methyltransferase activity. The record is from RefSeq and is a predicted model, not a curated record. Gene Ontology annotation, biological process: RNA (guanine-N7)-methylation. Gene Ontology annotation, cellular component: nucleus; cytosol; tRNA methyltransferase complex. NCBI's taxonomy places the organism in Eukaryota, Metazoa, Chordata, Actinopteri, Cyprinodontiformes, Fundulidae.